Molecule: messenger RNA, 588 nt
Organism: Anisakis simplex (herring worm)
Lineage: Eukaryota; Metazoa; Nematoda; Chromadorea; Rhabditida; Anisakidae
Source: the annotation of a GenBank genome assembly
AUGUUUCAUUUCGAAUGCUUAAUUCAGUAUUGGACCGAAUUCACGAAAGUGAUCCAGCUUUGUGAACAAAUAUCUGAUACAAUUCCGUUGUAUCCGCUGCAAAAUACUGAUGAAAUCAAAUACUUUCUAAGGCCAAUUGAUCCUCCAAAGUUCAAUGAACCGUGCAAUAUUGUGACAUUGGGUAUUGGUCACGAUGUUACUUCUGAAUGGAAACUCAAAAACAUUCUACCUGAGCAUUGCCAGUUUUACGGUGUUGAUCCAUCUGAGGAACAAAACAGACGUUUAUAUGAAGGGCUCAGAGGGAAAUUCUUUCCCAUCGCCGUUGCUGAUAAAACUCACAAUAGAACAUCGUUUUUAAUGAAUUGUAAGUUUACUGUUAAGCACAAUAUUCUUUUGCGUUCCCCAUAUCGUUUCAAUUCUCAAACCAUAUGGUAUGGUUUCACAAAAGUACAUCGCGCUUUAAUCAAAUUUUGUUUGGCCGUACGAAACUUUAUCGCGACAUCAUUUAAUGCCAUAUCGCAUGCAAUAUGCUCAAGAAGGAAGAAAACUUUCAACACUAGUUGGCCGUAUUUGCACAGUUAUACUUGA